AUGUCAAGCCAGAGGAAACACAAACAGAAACACAGCGAAAGCGACGAAGACGACGAUGUUUUUUUCUACCGCUACUGCGCUUCAUCAUCAACCGCCGCCACCACCACCACCACCGCCACCAUAUCCAGUAAUCAACCUCAAUCAAAACCGAACAACAAAGGAUCGUCAAUAGGAGCAACAGGAGAACCCUUAGCACCAUCAAAAUCAACGCUAUAUGUUUCAAAUCUAGAUUACUCCCUGACAAACUCCGAUCUCCACACUCUCUUCUCUACUUUCGGCCGAAUCGCGCGUGUGACCGUUCUCAAAGACCGUCACACGCGCCUCAGCCGCGGAGUCGCGUUUGUGCAAUUCGUUUCUCGUCAUGACGCUCAACGCGCCGUGACGGAGAUGAAUAAGAAGAUUCUUAAUGGACGGACUUUGACUGCUUCUAUUGCAGCUGAUAAUGGACGUGCUCCCGAAUUUAUUCGGAAGCGCGUGUACAACACUGAGACCGAGACUGCUUUGUGUUAUGAGUGUGGGGGGCAUGGUCAUCUGUCGUAUGAGUGUCCUAAGAAUCAGUUGGGGCCGAGGCCGCGGCCUCAGCCUAAGAAGCCGCGGAGGGGAUUCGGUGGGACAAGGGAUAAGGAUAGGGAGGAAGAGGGUGAUGAGGAGGAGGAAGAGGGUGGUCAGAUUGCCGCGGAGCAGUUUGAGGAUAAUUGGGCUUCUGUUGUGGAUGAUGAAGCGGGGGAGAGGUUGCUUGGGAGAAAUGGAAAUGAUGGUGAGGGUUUUGACAACAAGAAGACGAAGAAGAAAGGGAAGAGAGCUGGAUAUUUUAGUGAUGAGAGUGAUCAUGAUGAUGAUUGA
Messenger RNA from Vicia faba (fava bean), 843 nucleotides. NCBI's taxonomy places the organism in Eukaryota, Viridiplantae, Streptophyta, Magnoliopsida, Fabales, Fabaceae. The record is from the annotation of a GenBank genome assembly.